Pipistrellus kuhlii (Kuhl's pipistrelle) is the source of this 1815-nucleotide messenger RNA. RefSeq names its product monoacylglycerol O-acyltransferase 2 (gene MOGAT2). Gene Ontology annotation, molecular function: diacylglycerol O-acyltransferase activity; 2-acylglycerol O-acyltransferase activity. The transcript has 6 exons. Gene Ontology annotation, biological process: diacylglycerol biosynthetic process; triglyceride biosynthetic process. Gene Ontology annotation, cellular component: endoplasmic reticulum membrane. The record is from RefSeq and is a predicted model, not a curated record. The coding region runs from base 123 to 1127 and encodes 334 amino acids. Lineage: Eukaryota; Metazoa; Chordata; Mammalia; Chiroptera; Vespertilionidae.
GGGCGUGGCAGCCUCCUCCCCCACGAACGGACGCUUCUACAGCCUCUGCCAGGAGCAAAACCCUCUGGGUGCCCUGGAGCACGGUGGUACUCGGAGCCUCCGGAGCCCGCCGAGGAGCCAGCAUGGUGGAGUUUGCGCCCUGGUCCGUGCCCUGGGAGCGCAGGCUGCAGACCCUCUCCGUCCUGCAGUGGGUCUUCAGCUUCUUGGCCUUGGCUCAGACCUGCGUUAUAGUCUUCAUAGGCCUCCUGUUCACCAGAUUCUGGUUCCUCAGUGUCCUGUAUGCAACGUGGUGGUACCUGGACCGAGAGAAGCCAUGGCAGGGCGGCAGGCGCGUCGAGUUCCUGAGACGCUCCGUCGUGUGGAGGUACAUGAAGGACUAUUUCCCCGUCUCGCUGGUCAAGACCGCUGAGCUGGACCCCUCCCGGAACUACCUCGCGGGCUUCCACCCCCACGGGGUCCUGGCCGCCGGAAUCUUCGUCAACUUGUGCACUGAGGCCACGGGCUUCUCGAAGCUCUUCCCCGGCAUCCGCCCCCACCUGAUGAUGCUGAACCUGUGGUUCCGCUUCCCCUUCUUCAGGGACUACCUCAUGACUGGGGGGCUGGUUACAUCGGACAAGGAGUGCGCGGCUCACAUCCUGAACAGGAAGGGCGGGGGCAACCUGCUGGGCAUCAUCGUGGGGGGCGCCCAGGAGGCACUGAACGCCAGGCCCGGGGCCUACAAGCUGCUGCUGAGGAACCGCAAGGGCUUCGCCAAGCUCGCCCUGAUGCACGGGGUACCUCUGGUGCCAGUCUUCUCCUUUGGGGAGAACGAACUCUUUGACCAAGUUGAGAACUCUCCUGGCUCCUGGCUGCGUUGGACCCAGAACCAGCUGCAGAAGGUCAUGGGCAUUUCCCUCCCACUCUUCCACGGCCGUGGCAUCUUCCAGUACAGCUUUGGCCUUUUGCCCUACCGCCGGCCCAUCGCCACCGUGGUGGGGAAGCCCAUCGAGGUGCAGAAGACCCCGCAGCCCUCGCAGGAGGAGGUGGACAAGCUGCACCAGCACUACAUCGACGAGCUGUGCAACCUCUUCGAAGCCCACAAGCUCAAGUACAACGUCCCCGAGGACCAGCACCUGGAGUUCUGCUGAGCGCCUCCCCGGAGGAACGGGAUGCUCCCAGGGGCAGGGCUGGCCUGAGGGAGCCCCGUGGGAGGCGCUAUGAUCUGAGAAGGCUUCCUGGAAGCAUCAUCCCUGAAACACCACCUCCAGAGUCUUCCUAGCCUCCUGCACAUCCAACCCCAAGUCACAGCUGACGACGUGGAGGGGCGACCAGACUCACCCUGGGACACCUGUGCAGGUUCUCCAUCUCCUUGGUCUGCUCCGCCGGGAGAUGGGAGAGAGGGCUGGAAGAGAACGGUUUGUGUCCUCUGUUGUAGCGGCACUCAUUGGACAAAGAAGAGAGAGCAGCGACCGGUUAUCAGGUUUUCCUUCCUCUGCCUUGAAUGACAGUGAAAAGGAAGCCGCCAGCUCCAGCCCUUUCUCCUAGCUCCCUCACCUUACACCCUGGACAUCCCAGCUCCUCCCUCCUGAGCUGGGUGAGCAGAGCUGUGCUCUGCCACUGGUGGUGUGGUGACAGGCAGGCCUUCUCACCCUCCCUCUGAGCCUCGGUUUCCCUGACCGAGUAAGAUGGCCUACGGGUCUCAGCUCUGACAUCACACAGGCUGAGAGCUCCCCGAGGUACCUCUUACUUGUCCUUUGUAACGUCAGCCCCUUUGUCUGAGCACAAAGAAGGGGGCUCCAUGAACUUUCAUUCAAUAAAUGAAAGGGUUUUAUGUUA